This is a messenger RNA of Orussus abietinus, 2716 nucleotides long. RefSeq names its product MAM and LDL-receptor class A domain-containing protein 1. The record is from RefSeq and is a predicted model, not a curated record. Bases 1 to 2676 code for a protein of 891 amino acids. Lineage: Eukaryota; Metazoa; Arthropoda; Insecta; Hymenoptera; Orussidae. The transcript has 10 exons. Gene Ontology annotation, cellular component: membrane.
AUGGAGAUGCCAAAGACGCUGUUGGUGUUGGUGGGUUUCCUUCACGCGACUCUCGCGGCGCCGUAUCCCGGGGGGGAGCAGGCGGACCUCGUGGACGUUCCGGGAGACCCGACUCCCGUCUGGACGGAGGACGCGACGACGGGGCGCGCCGGCGGGUCGGAGCCUCGAGAUCGCGAGCCGCUGGACGAGGUCGAGCAAAUCGAGCCCCGACAGUGGCCCGGCAGGCCGGACCUUUUCCCCACGCGAGGCGUCUUCCCUUCCACCACGCGGUCCUCGGUCUCCGGGAGGAUUCCCUCCCCGACCACUCUGGCGCAGAGAAAUCCCUCCACUCAAAGAUAUCCCACCGUGACGGUCCCACCACCGACGGCGACCGUCGACGAGGUCUUCUGCGACUUCGGCCCGCUCCCCGUGCAGUCUCUGUGCGAGUGGCGGAAUGGAAACGGGGCGCUGCAGUGGACGCCCGGGACCGGGCUGGGCACCAACUGGCUGGGCGGUCCGGCGAGCGACUCGACUUCCGGGACCAUGGAAGGAGGGUACGCGUUUCUGGAGACCUCGAAGCUGCCGCCAAAGGACGCGAAGUCUCGAAGUCCCGGAGGCUUUCUGCACAGCCCUCAGCUGGGAAGCACCGGCGUUUCCGGAACGUGUUUCGCGUUUAAAUACGCAAUGGACGGACUUAGCAUCGCCGGCCUGAGGGUUCUCCUUCACGUGGGGGUCGACGAGUACUCCGCCAAGAAGGAGGAGACCGACGAGAUCGUCCCGGAAAACGGCACGAUUUCGACUUCCUGCGCCCCUCCGGAGGUCGGAGAGGAGCGCGUCCUCUGGCACGCGCAAUACUACGUGCUCGGAGUCUGGCAGCAGGCGCAGAUCCUCUACACUUAUCCCGAGAUACAUUCGCUGAUAAUCGAGGGGGUCCCCGUGGACGCCGCGGACCCGUCUCGCCUCUAUCGAGGCUACAUCGCGAUCGACGACGUGGAUCUUCAGCCAGGAAUCUCUUGCGUCGGAUUCUGCGACUUUGCCGGAGGUUUCUGCGACUGGAGCAACGACGCCGAGGACGAUUUCGACUGGACGAUCAGUCGAGGAAGCGGAAAUCCAACGACGGGUCCCGCGAUGGACAGCUCCAGCGACCGAGCCACGGCCGGAGGAUACGCCUUCGUAGACUCCAGCUUCCCGAGAAGACCCGGGGACACCGCCAGACUGAUCAGUUCCAGCUUUCCUUCCACGGGCUCGGACGCUCCGAUGUGCAUGCAUUUUUGGUUCCACAUGUUCGGUUCCGGAAUAGGGAACCUGAAGAUAUAUUUGCGGCACUUUCGCAGCUUGGACUCUCGGCUGGAGGAGAUGUGGGCCCUCGGUGGCAACGCCGGCAACGCCUGGUUCAUGUCGGAAGUGACCGUCAGUUCCCUGGAGGAUUUUCAGCUGAUCUUCGAAGCCUCCGUCGGCAACACCGGCAUGGGCGAUAUCGCCAUCGACGAUGUCACGUUUACCCCUGGACCGUGCCCAGUCUCGCCGCAGGUGGCAGCCCGAGUUCCUCGGGAUUGCACCUUCGAGAUCGACGAGUGCGACUGGAUCAAUUCGAGGGAUCCGGACCGCGUCGAGUGGGAGAGAGUAUCGAACCAAGUGCUGAGUCCUCGGAACCAGAGAAAGCCUUACAGCAACGGGCACACCGUCAGUCGGCGAAACGAAUACUUCUUGGGGCUCGGACGAUCGAGAGGAGCGUCGCGCAGUAGCGGGGGUGGCACCGCGCAAUUGAUCGGCCGAGAGAUGAAGGGCUCCGAAGAUCCCCUGUGCAUAACCUUUUGGUAUUUCAUGUUCGAAUCGUUCAUCGACUCCACGGGUCCCAGUUUAGGCGUGUUGAGAGUCUCCGUUCAGGUCGUCGGCGAACCGUCGAAAGGGUCGAGACCCGUGUGGCAGCUGUACAAUAAUCAGGGUCCCACGUGGAAUUUCGCCCAAGCCAGCAUCAAUCAGCGGAAGGACUUCAACGUGGUCUUCGAAGGAACGUGGGGUCCGAAUCGAGCGAGCGGAAGCAUAGGCAUCGACGAUAUCGCAUUUUAUACAGGAAAUUGCACCGUGCGACCACCGAGCGCGGCCGUGAAGCCCCAAGACUGCAGCUUCGAAAAGGGUCUCUGCGGAUGGGAGAACGUCACUUCGUCCGUGAACGAUCGAGCCGUCACUUGGCAGCGAGCUUUCGUAACUCACAGGCCGGCCCAAUUGCUGGACAAGACUUUCGGCGCGACCGGGGACUUCGUCUUCUUCGACAUCUUCACGACCAACCAGAAACUCACGGAGGUUCGGCUGAGGUCGCCGAGGAUAGGAGCGUCUCCCGACGAGGAGGCCAUAUGUUUUACGUUUUGGUUCGCAGCUUUCGGAGUAGAGGAGUCGACGACUCUUCGCGUCGUCAAAGUCCCCGCCGAUCUCGACGUAAAUGGAAACAACGGAAACGGCAACGGAAACGGCGAAUCCGAAAAGGAACCGCUUUGGUCGCUCGCGGCAAAGGGCUUCAACGAUCCUAGGCCGGCCUGGACCGCGGCUCAGGUGACGGUAGACGCUCGGACCCCUUACCGGCUCAUUUUGGAAGGAAGCGCGAGCAACGGGGGAUUCGCCGUCGACGACAUUAAAUUUCAACCGCGAGCGUGUCCGACUCGUCCACCCGCGGCUCAACCGGUCGUCAACGCUACGUAGCGGCUACGCAGAAAUCGCAGCCACGAAGAGUCAGGCCCCA